AUGACUCUAAGAAAAAACAAAAAGUACUUGAGCUCUUCAACAAUGGCGGAUCCAUUAGUUCCUCCUCAACCCAAGCCAUUUUUCUUUGUUGCAUUUCUUGCUGACCAUAACUACAAUCCCAUGAUUCCUGAUGAGUUUUUCUCCACUCAUUUAGAGGACAGAAAUGAGUUUUCGAAACUGAAACUGACUUCUGACGCUUUCGAUAGAACAUGGGAAGUGAAACUGAACGGUCGGAGAUUCGCCGACGGCUGGGAGGAUUUCUCCGCAGCCCACAGUCUUAGGCACGACGACGUUUUGAUUUUCAAACACCACGGGGAAAUGAUCUUCCACACUCUUGCAAAACAUUUUACGAUGACAAAUGGUCUGAACAAGAGAUGGUGCGUGAUUGAUCUCAUGAAUCAAAGUGGAAAAUCAUGGGUUCAUGGUCUGCGACACAACAAAAAAAAUGGACAGGAUUUCAUCCGUGGAGGCUGGAGAAGUUUCUGCCUUGCAAAUGAGCUAAAACUCGGAAUUUCCUACCGGUUUAAACUUGUCAGGAAUGGGAAAAGGCCUCUGCUACAGUUAUGUUCCGACAUUACUCCACAAGGAAGCUGUUCAAAGGCAAAGGGAAAAGCUAAAGUUUCGACAAAAUCUAGCAGGGAAGGCAAGAGUGCUUCAAUGAAGCGGAACAAGUUUCUGACAGUAACCUUGAAGCCUUACAUGCUCAAGUCAAGACAUCUUCGUCUUCCGAGACAUUUUGCGAGGGAGAACGGGAUCAAGAAGGCAGGAGAAAUCACUCUAGUGGACAAAGAUGGAGUAAAGUGGCCUUCGUAUGUAGUUUAUGCCACUGGACAAGGAAGUUUCUAUAUGGCAAAAAGUUUUAAAGAUUUUUGUGAAGGCAGCGGGAUCAAGACGGGAGAGACCUUCACGUUGGAGUUCGUUCGAGAAGAAGGCACAACUCCUAUGCUCAAGUUCUACUCCAAGGCCAAGGCCAAGAUAGUACAGAUACCAAGAGAGAGCUCCGGUCAAGCAUCACUAGGUAAAGAAGAAGAAACGGAGACUCGGUUCCAAAAGAGAGCUCGGCUUUCUUCAGAAGAAGGACCCUCUCGCCGCAGUCAGACACCAAACAAAUCAACUGCUACUCAGAAAAACUUGCAGUGCAAGCAACCUCUUCAAUCUUGCUCAUUCUCUGAUCAACUGACAAAAGUGAAACAGAGCACUGCGGGCAUUUUAACUGAUGUAAGACGGUUCCGGUCUGAGGUUGAGAUAAAGGAAAAAAUUUUAGAAGCUUUACUGCAGGAACUCGACGCGUUAGGUAAAAUUGAGUCAACGAAAUUGAAAUUGACUUCUGACGCUUUCGUUAGAACAUGGGAAGUCAAAUUGAACGGCCGGAGAUUCGCCGGCGGUUGGGAAUAUUUCGCCGCCACGCACUGUCUUCGAGAUGACGACGUUUUGGUUUUCAGAAAUGACGGGGAUAUGCGUUUCCACUCUCUUCAAAAGGGUUUUGCGAGAGCAAAUGGCCUGAUCGAGAGACACUGUGAGAUCGAUCUAAUGAAUCAGCAUGGAAAAUCAUGGACUCUUGAUCUGAGAUACAUCAGAACAACUGAUCAGGCUCGUAUCAGAAGAGGGUGGACAGACUUCUGUUUAACGAAUGGGCUAGAAGCUGGAUCUGUCUACCGGUUUAAAUUUGUCCGAAACGGGACAAGGCCUUUAAUACGACUGUGUUCCGGCACUAUUCCCAAAGGAAACUGUUCCAAACAAAGCGGAAGAUAUCAUCUCUCGGAAAAACCUAGCAGUGGCUGCUCAGCCUCAGAGAGCGCUUCAGUGAACAAGUUUCUGACAAUAACCUUUAAGCCUUACAUGCUUAAAUCAGGCCAACUCCGUCUUACACGAAAUUUUGCGCGAGAGAACGGGAUCAAGAAGGCAGGAGAGAUAACUCUAGUGGACAAAUAUGGAGUAAAGUGGCCAUCGUAUUUAAAACCUGCCGAUGAUAUCGGAAGGUUUUACAUUGCAAAAGGUUGGAGAAGUUUUUGUGCAGCCAAUAGAUUGGAGACGGGAGAGUCCUUCACGUUGCAGUUUGUUCGAGGAAAAGUCUCAACUCCUAUGCUCAAGUUCUGCUCCAAAGUUAAGGCCAAGGUAAACAAAUAUACUUCAGAGUACAAGUACCAUUUGAUGGCCCCCGAGGGACAGGUCAAGCAUCACGGGAUGAAGAAGAAGAGGCUUAAGAAGAAACAGAAACUCAGAGCUCGAGUUUCUGAAGGAGGAUCCUCUCGCCGCAGUUUGGCAUCAGACAGUUCGGCUUCUGAUCUUAAAACCUUGCAGCGCAAGGAACCGUUUAAACCUUGCUCCAUCUCUGAUCAAAUCAAUAAAGUGAAACAGUGUAUUAAGGACACUUUGAGUGGUGUAAGACGCUUUCAAUCGGAACUUGAGAAAAAGGAACAAAAUUUAGAAGCUUCGCUAGAGGAAAUUGAUGUCUUAGAGAAAGUAUUGGAUUUCAACAAGACCCUUAACAGUCGUAAGAUCUAA
Thlaspi arvense is the source of this 2505-nucleotide messenger RNA. Lineage: Eukaryota; Viridiplantae; Streptophyta; Magnoliopsida; Brassicales; Brassicaceae. The record is from the annotation of a GenBank genome assembly.